Messenger RNA from Ruditapes philippinarum (Manila clam), 3834 nucleotides. Its product is annotated as non-neuronal cytoplasmic intermediate filament protein B-like. The transcript is spliced from 13 exons. The record is from RefSeq and is a predicted model, not a curated record. The coding region runs from base 235 to 2079 and encodes 614 amino acids. Lineage: Eukaryota; Metazoa; Mollusca; Bivalvia; Venerida; Veneridae.
UAGAAGCUUCUGCUCUCACUGUCAAGUUAGCGAGCGUCUAGUGUUUGUCAGGUUGCCCCGUAUUGAUUGGAAAGCCUUCCGCGGAGUUCUGCACACACAUCUGCACGGAACGUUGUAACAGAACGGACUCUUAAGAAAUAAUUUUGUUUUAAAAAAUAUUGGAUAUUAUCCACAAUAAACCUUGUUUUUUGUUUGGAUUAUCUUCACUGUCGUGAACGAGAUUAACAUAUAAAAAUGGCUUCUGAAAUCAGGAAAGAAAAGAAAAAGAUGUCCAUGAGGAAAGGUGACAUUGUUAUCCAGAACACCCCACGAGGAAGUAUGGGUGGUGUUGGAACUAUGACAAUGUCUUCGACAUCCAGACGAAGCAAUGUGAUGGGUGGUGGUUACGGUGGUGGUAUGAUGCUACCAACAGGUGAAGCAUCAAACCUCAGCAAACAGGCCGUGCAGACUGUGAAAGGUGUGAGGGGCAAAGAGAAAAGGGAAAUGUGCGAUCUUAACGGUAGGCUCGCUUCGUACCUGGAAAAAGUAAAGUUCUUAGAAGCAACCAAUAAGGCACUUUCCGAGGAAUGUGAAAAGUUAAGGAAGAUUAAAGGUAUCACUGGCGAGAGAAUACGAGAAGAAUACGAAGAAGAACUGAAAGAAUGCAGGGAGGCACUAGAGGAGGCAAACAAAGAAGUAGCUCCAUUGCAAUCUAAAAUUCUCUCACUUGAAGACAAAGUGGAAUCAUUGGUCGAGGAAAAUGAUGGUUUAAGGAAAAAUAUUGAAGAUCUCCAAGGUCAGAUCGAGAAGCUAAACGCGUUGCUAGGCGAGCACGAGGCUGAGACGCUAACUCUCAGACGACAAUGCGAAAGUCUGGCGAAGGAACGCGAUAACUGGAAGAAAGAGGCUCUCGGUCUCCGUGAUGACAAUAACAGACUCAGAAGUGACUUGGAAGCUGCUAGAACUAGACAAAUCAAUGCUGAGAAUGAAAGAGACAGAUAUAUGGAAGAAUGUGAUUUCAUUAAAACCACCACUGAUAUAGAAAUUAAUGAGCUCAGAGACUUGCUCAGCAAACUUCAAGGUAUCCAGCCACAAAUUGAGCAGAUGUGGAAAUCUGAAUUCCAGUCGACACUUCUUGACUUACAGGCACACUUCGACACGCAGCUAGAGGAGAUGCAGAAUGAGCAGAGAAUGAGAUAUGAAGAUAAACUCGCAAGUAUGCAACAAAACUUACGUAGGGACAAUACGGAUUCAACAAAUACGAAAAUAGAAAAUAAACAGCUGAAGGACCAAAAUAAAGCCCUAAAAGACCGAUUGAAUGAUCUCGAAAGGGAGAACGAGUCCCUGAGAAGGCAGCUUGCAAGCUUAAAGGCACAGCACGAGAGGGAUUGCGAGGAUUGUGAGAAAGAAAAGAACGAUUUGAGACAGAAAAUCAUGGGCUUGGAAGCAGAAAUUGCAGAUAUUAGCGCCGACUUGGAAGAUUUACAGUCCAGCAAGUUGGACCUUGACCUUGAGAUCGCCUGCUACAAGAAACUUAUGGAAGGAGAAGAAAACAAGAUUAGAAGAACUUUGGAGGACACACAGAAUAUGCAAAGUUCUGGUGGAGCAAGUUUGUCUAGUAUAAUUUCCAAGGGAGUUAGUGGCGGCGGUGGCCAAAGUUCACAAUCGUCCAACCCCGUUGUUAGUAUGAGUCAGUCACAUGGCAAAGUACAAGUGUCUAGAAACUCACAAUGCGAUAUCCAAAUCCAGGAGUGUUCCCAGGGCGGAAGUUACAUUGUCUUAGCUAACUCUUCCAGUAAGGACUUCAACUUGAAAGACUGGACCCUGGUCCGAGAAUUCAAAAAACGUGGUGAGGACAGGAAGGGAUCGUAUAAAUUCAGCAAUCUUGUCUUGAAACCAGGAAAAUCCGUGAAGGUGUAUUCAUUCAAUGACAGAGAUGAUUACGAGGCUGAUAAGGCGGACAAGAGUAUCAACUACGAGGUUUGUGUCGGAGAUGAAAUUAACUGCAGAACAUUUGGCUCUGGUAAUGGAACAGCCAGGCUUCUAAAUCCUUCCGGAGCACAAAAGGCCUCCUCCACCAUGACGUACCUGAAUAAUUAAAUCAAACAUAGCAUCAUCUGACGUCAUAUGUAUAUUAUCUAAAUGAACAUUUUCAUGGCGUCAUUGAUUUCGUCAUCAGUGAAAUGAAAAUACAGCCAUCAUGAAAUCUAGCAACAAAUUUGAAUGCCAGGCUAAUGGAAAAUAAAACAGCACGAAGAUUUCUUAAUUGAUACAUGUAUAUGCAUACCAUCUUAAGAUUAUUGUACAUGUAUAAAUGUUAUUUUGACUGAUAAUUUAAAUCUGUUUGGGAGUAUACGAAGCACGUGGACAUUGCUUAGAAACAGAUGUUUUAUAACAACAUCUUGUUUAAUUUCUUAUUGCAUUUCAUAUGUUUUUGAGAUUUUUCUAUAUUUAUGCAAGCUUGUAUAUAAUGGUAGUUUUUUUUUUUCUCAGAGAAAGUUAUUUUUAUAUCUAUUUCAUGCGGUUACCAUAUUGUUGACCUUCUUAUCUACGAACUAUAACUUAAAAAAAAAAGAAGUUGUAGACCUAUAUAAAGUAUGAUUGACUUAGUUAUGUAACUCUUCUUAUUACAAAUCGAUUCAUUGGUGCUAAUUUCAGCGGAAACGCACGAAGUAGACCGAAAUAUGUUUAAUUUUUGUGUAGAUACACUAAAAUGCAUAAUUAUGACAUUUGUUCAGAACGUCUGUUGUUAUUUUUAUUAAGUGAACAAAAAUUUGAUUUAUUUCGUCCUAUAAUGCGUGGAUUCGUGUAUAAGUAAAAAACGAUAUAUACUCUUUCUGUAUAAAGCGAUGUAUGUGAGGUCGGUAAAUGUACAUGUGUAACUGUGCUUGACAAGAACUAUUUUAGCAUUUACAUCUACAUGGUUAUAUAUAUAAAAAAAUUAAACCAAAUAUAAGAAACUAACACCAACUUUUUUGGGUGUGUUUUAACGUAACAAAAAACAUGGUGAAAACAAAAAACAUAAAAUAUCAAUUGUGUACAUGUUUAUUAAUUUCGAACAUUUUUAUUAAUUUUGAACAUGUUUAUUAAUUUUGAACAUGUUUAUUAUUUUUGAACAUAUUUAUCAAUUUUGAACAUGUUUAUUUAUUUUGAACAUGUUUAUUUCAAUAAAUUUUGAACAUGUUUAUCAAUUUCGAAAAUCCUAUCAGUACGCCAAUAUAAAUUGUGAUCUUGCACGAUUUUUCAGAUUCUCGAGAUUGCGUGUUUUGGUGUUGAAUAUGUAGAUUUUACAUGUACAUGUAUGUUUGAUUAUUGACAAUAACAUUUAAAUAUUGAUACUUAUAAAGAAAGGGAGAGAAAAACAUCAUACAACUUUUUUUAAGAAAAGAAAAGGCUUAUGUGUAGAUCUAUAUUCAUAAUUGUGCAUGAAUUAUUAUUAUCUUAUAAAAGGUUUUAUUCUGUAGAUAGGUUUAUAUAUUUUUUGUUAGAAGUUUCUAUAGUUUAAAAGAAAAAAAUAGUUCGUUUAAUUUUAUGCGGAGUCAUUUCCCAGGGUACUUUGCCUUUCGGUGUACUAUGUUAAUUUUAGUUUUGUUUCUAAAAUCUACCACAUGUAUCUUUCUUAGGAAGGUACGAUACGGACCAAGAGGUUUGAGUCUCUUUAGCUAAAUUCAAGGUUUCUCAGACCACCCGAUGGUUUUUAUUUACUUCUAAACUGGUCAUAUAUUCAAUAUUGACUUCACUAGCAUUUAUCAAAGUUUGUUUCAAAAGAUAUUCUUAAAUUCGUAGAGCUUAUGCUUUUACACACUAGAUAUAUUUUAAAUGCGUUAAAGCAAAUAAAAUUAAAUAUCUUAUAUA